Molecule: messenger RNA, 879 nt
Organism: Danaus chrysippus (African queen)
Lineage: Eukaryota; Metazoa; Arthropoda; Insecta; Lepidoptera; Nymphalidae
Source: the annotation of a GenBank genome assembly
AUGAUGUCUGGCCCAUAUAUCGACGGGCUUGGUACAAAGAAAAGGAGACGGUGCGAGAACGCCGUACUUGACAGCGACGAAUCAUCAAGUUUUUUUUCUUCACCCGAUGACGAAGAGAUCUUGGAGAAACACAGGCGAUAUAAGAAGCGACGUGUCACCCAAACCGAUGCGGAGGUUAUUCCAACGUUCCGACCUGAUGAAAAAUCUAGCAACGUCAAGGGAUGGUUGCAUAAGAUCGACCAAUUGGGCGACGUGUACGGAUGGAACAACAAAGAUCGACAGUUCAUCAUGCAGAUACGUCUUCGAGGGUCGGCUAGAGACUGGUAUGAAGAUCUGGAUGACUACGAUCUCACAUGGACGGAGUGGAAGGACGCUUUAAAGACCGCAUUCCCACGUUCUACUGACUUUGUGGAUUUACUUGAAUCUAUGCUCGCUAGAAAGAAAACGAAUACGGAAACUAUGACAAAAUAUUUCCACGACAAGGUUUCUUUAUUAAAAAAAUGCAAUAUUAAUGGCGAGUCUGCAAUUUCGUGCAUAAUUCGCGGUCUACCCAUGGAAAUAAGAGCCAACGCGAAAGCAUUCCAAUGCAGUACACCACAGCAACUAUACUACGGGUAUUUGUCGUCAUUGGAAACCUACAAACAAAUUGAAGCCAGCCAUCCGCGACCAACUACCACGUGGCGAAGAGGGGACGCCGUUGCUACAAUUACAAGAGGGAGUGACUUUCAACCGAAGAAAUGCUAUGCCUGCCGAAGAGAAGGUCAUGAAGCAAAGGACUGCAAGGUGCCACGCUGCGAGGUGUGCCAUCGCCCGGGUCACACGUCUGCUAGCUGCUGGUAUGCGGCCAGCUCUACACAUCAAAAAGUGAGUGAUGUUUAA